Messenger RNA from Hemiscyllium ocellatum (epaulette shark), 2335 nucleotides. Its product is annotated as probable G-protein coupled receptor 139. Gene Ontology annotation, biological process: G protein-coupled receptor signaling pathway. Gene Ontology annotation, cellular component: membrane. NCBI's taxonomy places the organism in Eukaryota, Metazoa, Chordata, Chondrichthyes, Orectolobiformes, Hemiscylliidae. Gene Ontology annotation, molecular function: G protein-coupled receptor activity. The record is from RefSeq and is a predicted model, not a curated record. The transcript has 4 exons. Bases 280 to 1341 code for a protein of 353 amino acids.
GAGAGACUGAGCGAGCGGAAGGAGAGGGAGGGAGGCGCAGGGACUCACACUGGGAGCUGUCACUUCGAGAAAGCCAGAGAGAGAGAGGAUUAUCAGUAAUCCUUUCCCGGGAAGAUCACGCUGCAUCAACUCGGAAACAGGCUGACUCUCAGUGCAGCUCCAGGAGAUUACUGCGUUUGCAGAACAUUGUCUUUUGAAUGGGAUGUUACAAUGAGCAGGAAUAGAACUGGAGAAUGAGCUGCUCCUUCUAGUUUCCCUCCAGAAAGCUACCUGCCCGACAUGGCUCCGACCUUCAGCAGUGCCUUUGUCACUGUACAGAAAAUCUAUUACCCAGCACUCUGUGCAGUCGGGAUCCCAGCCAAUCUUUUGACAAUAUACACCAUCCACUACAGGAAAUGUGGCAUGUCCAAGGUUGCAAGACUCUAUCUGAUUUCCCUGGCUAUUGUAGACUCGAUGAGUUUGUUCUGGGGAGGAAUAGUGGACCUGAGCUUGAGUUGGUUGGACCCAAACCCUUUCUGGAACCGCUCCCCAUGGUGUGGGCUAGUCACAGUCCUGGAGUAUGGCUCCGUAUUCAGCUCCAUUUGGAUUGUUAUUGUCUUUACCUUGGAACGUUACUUGGUGCUAAAGAGCACCCAGGCCAGGCGGCAAUGCUCCCAGACUAAAGUGAUCAUUUGGAUCAUCCUGAGUGUCAUCCUAGUCUCACAUCUGAUUGCACUCCCGACCUAUUGGAUCAACAGUUCGGUGUUGCAGAAUGUCACCUUACACAACCAGACCCUUCUGCAGCCCAUCUGCACCUACAGUGAUCGUUUCUUUUCCACGGUGGUGGUCUGGUUCCACACCUUCACCACGGGCGGCAUCCCUUACAUCCUCCUUAUCUUCUUCAACUGCCUGAUAGGCCAGCAGCUGUACAGGGCCAGCAGGAUGUUCACCCGGGAGCAGCUCAAGUCGAUAAACGGCGUGACCACUCGCAGACUGAUGAAAAAGUCCAUCCUGAUCCUCUUCACCGUCUCCUUUGCCUUUGUACUCCUGUCGCUCCCUCGUUUUGUCACCUACUGCAUCCUGAGGACAGCCUACAACACGCCAAAGCACAACAGAGAUGACUAUAGCCAGCUCAUCAACCUAUUUGCAGAUAUCGGUAUUAUGUUGCAGUGGUUAAAUUCUGCCAUCAACUUCCUCCUCUACUGUGCCGUCAGCAAACGAUUUCGCACAGAGUUUUUCCUCGUCCUGACCUGCUGGUGGAAGAAACCAAGGAGCCCUGCUUCACAGACCCACCUGAAAGUUUAUAGUCUUCACGGGGCCUGGACUGAAGCUUCAUCAACAAUAUUUGCCCAACGUCAUUAGUCCACUAUUGGCUCGGUACACUGCAAUGUGUUUCUAUAUUCUCAUCAUAAACGAGCUACUCAGAAGAGGAAACAGUGAUCAUAAUAUAGUUGAAUGCCGCAUGUAUUUUGAACCUGAUUUACUUUCAUCCCAAGCAAAACUGUUUCAAUAACUUACAUAAAUCAGCAUGGGAAAAGAGGCUUAUUGGGUCAAAAGGCUAAAAUGUACUGCGAUGAAUACACUAUAGGAAACUAUUCGAAACACUGUUCAAAAUGUUCAAUGCAAACACAUGCCAUUGAUGAGCACAGACUCAACAUGAGUAAUCCAUCACUGACUUGACAAGGAAGUAACAUGAGGUUAUAGGAAAAUGAGAUUAGCUUAAAAUAAGAUACUUAUAACAUGCAAAGAAUAGUAGUAAACUUGGAGGUUGGGGGUUAAGAAAGGGCAACCUAUAAAAUGAGGGGCAGAAAAUGAGUUAACUAGCUGAGAACACAAGAACUGAUUGUAAGCUUUCUAUAAAAGGAGCAGAGUAGCUAAAGUAAGCGUUAGUCCAUUGGAGAUGAGACAAGAGUUUUGGAAUGAAAAGGUUGACCUAUGCUGAGAGAUUGAAUAGAUGAGGCCCAUAUUCUCUGGACUUUUUAAAAAUGUAUUCACAGGAUGUAGGCAUCGCUGGCCAGACCAGUAUUUAUUGCCAGUCUCUAACUGCCCUUGAGAAGGCAGUGGUGAGUUGCCUUCUUGAACCACUGCAGUCCAUGAUGUGUAGAUGGACCCACAACGCCGUUAUGGAGGGAGGUGAAGAACCGACCCAGUGCCACAAGAUCUCAGUGCUGAAUUGUAACUGUAGUGCAGCUUCCCCAGUAGUAACAAAAAUCAAUUGUAGAUUAGGCUGCGAGACUGUAAGGCUGUACACCUAUAAUAGCUUUUGUGUCUGUCUGUUUAAAUGAGUGUACAUAAUUGCAAUAAAUGCUUCCUUCUGCUUUAGUGAAUGAGCACACAACACCCAGCAUACAUUUUA